Messenger RNA from Mollisia scopiformis, 2160 nucleotides. RefSeq lists its product as uncharacterized. The record is from RefSeq and is a predicted model, not a curated record. Bases 131 to 2092 code for a protein of 653 amino acids. Gene Ontology annotation, cellular component: signal recognition particle, endoplasmic reticulum targeting. The transcript is spliced from 2 exons. Lineage: Eukaryota; Fungi; Ascomycota; Leotiomycetes; Helotiales; Mollisiaceae. Gene Ontology annotation, biological process: SRP-dependent cotranslational protein targeting to membrane. Gene Ontology annotation, molecular function: ribosome binding; protein binding; 7S RNA binding.
CAUAGUCCGUCCUCGGCCACGUCGAGAUAUCGAGUCCAAACAUUGUUUGCUGAAAAUAUUGAGACCCUUUGAUGGCCAUGUUAAUCGUGGAUCAGUUCUAGGACCCAUAACAACACUUCAGCCUGGCAAUAUGGCGGCCAAUCCCACUGCUACACUUACUUCUCUUCUGCGGGGGUCAACAAUCGACGACCACAAUGAAUUUCUCAAAGCAGCCAAUGCUGCUCUAAAAGCUUCGAAGAACAAUCCCGAUGCAUUACACGUUCGAGUCGUGGCACUCCUGAAGUUAGACCGCUUCGACGAUGCAUUACGAGCCCUCGAUGACGGAGGAGACAAACUGGCAGAACGUUGCGUUCUUGAGAAGGCAUAUGCGCUGUACAAGACCGGGAAGCUCGCAGAAGCAAAAGAGUUAGUACAAGGGUCAAAGAAGAGGGGAUUACAACAUGUGGCUGCACAAGUGGCAUAUCGUGCAGAGAAGUUCGAGGAUGCUGCCCACAUCUACAAAGAAUUGAGCGCAAACGAAGGUCCGAUUGAAGGAGAGGAGAACGAUUUGAGGAUCAAUAGCUCUGCGACAGAUGCACAAUUAGAAUGGCAGGGAAACGGGGACAAAAUCGAUCCAAGCAGAAAGAAACCAUCAAGAGAAGAUCUGGAAGCAUUUGAGACGUCCUAUAAUGCUGCAUGUGGCUGUAUUGCUCGUGGAGAUCUUGGCGCAGGCAGUGUAUUAUUGAAGCGAGCGAGAGAUCUGUGUGAAGCUUUGGAUGAACUGAGUGACGAGGAUAAGCAGGCGGAAGUGCUACCAAUCAUGGUGCAGCAAGCCUACGUCUUCACGAAGCUUGGCAAAUCUGAAGAGGCCGAAGCUCUCCAAAAAAUGAUCAAUAUCGCUGAUGUUCCUGAACCACCAUCUCGAGUUAUUGCUCAAAACAACGCUUUGGCUUCAUCUACAACCAAUGACAAUCCUUUCAUGACACAACGGAUCUUCGAUUCUGUUCCUAAGCUAUCUCACGGAGAGAAGUUUUUUGAACAUCAAUCAAGCAUUUUGAAACGCAACAAAUAUGCUAUCGAUUUACAAUCACAAAAGUACUCUGGAGUAGCACUCUCGACCUCUUCUGUCAUCUCCAAAUCUCCACCAACUAUUUCGCCAUUCAUCAACACCUUGUCUGUCGUAAAUGCAGCAGCUCAUGCACACAACGAGACCGGAAAGGCUAGUCUUAAAGCCAUUUUACCUCUUCUUGAGAAGCGACCUAAUGAUGUUGGACUUAUUCUUGUUAUCAUCCAACUCUAUAUCCUGACCAACAACCCUGGUCCUGCCAUCAAUCUCUUAGAGACAUUCUUCAAGCGCUUAGAAGAAUCUACAGCACCACAAGACCAGGACGUACGCUUUGCACCUGGACUUGUUGCAGUUCUUAUCUCACUUUACCGCCUCUCUGGUCGCAAAGCACCCAUAAAGAACGAACUAGCGAAGGCAGCCACCCACUGGCGGAGGAAAUCAAAACCGUCAAUUUCCCUCCUCCGCGCUGCGGGCACCUCUCUCCUUGAAUCUUCUAACCCAGAAGAUCUUUCCACAGCCGGAGAAAUCUUCACUAGUCUCCGCAGCCAAGAUCCCAAUGAUCGGACCGCCAUCGCCGGCUACGUCGCAUCCUACGCCACCACCGAUCUCUCCAAAGUCUCCUCAGAUCUCGACAAACUUACCCCAGUUUCCCGUCUCAUUUCUGGCAUCGAUGCAGAAGCAUUGGAAGAAGCCGGUAUCCCCUCCUUCACACCUAAUGUACCCGCAAGCAAGAAGCGAGCCGCAGAAACAGAGAAGGAAAAGCCAGCUCAAGAGCCCAAAAAGCGCAAAAUCAAGAAAUCGAAGAUGCCAAAGGACUUUGAGGAAGGAAAGAAGAUGGAUCCUGAGCGCUGGCUACCGUUGAGAGAUCGAAGUACUUAUCGACCAAAGGGCAAGAAGGGAAAGAAGAAGGCGGCGGAUCUAACGCAAGGUGGAGUGGUGAAGGAGGAAGAGAGUUUGGAGUUGGCGGGUGGUGCUGGGAGUGUGAAGGUUCAGCAGAAUACUGGGGGUGGCGGCGGUAAGGCGAAGAAGAAGAAAGGAAAGAAGUGAGAGUUUCGUGGUGUAGCUAGCUUUAGGUUGCAUCAAUGAUUAGAGCUCUGCAUGAGAUUCAAAUGCUU